AUGGAGGAACGUGGUGAGAAGGAACUCAUAGCCAAGACAAUCCACAUGGAGGUCAACGUGGAUUUGGUAAUCGGGAAUUCCUCUCCCCCUCCUUUGAUUAAGAGUAACUCGGCAGUCCCAGUUCAAAAUGAAAACCUCCGGCAGCCGGUUUGUUCUCUGAACUCCGACGUCGAGAAAUUUGCCAAUGGGGAUUACUGGAUCACACAAUCCUCUAACCGGGAUACGUUUGUUACGGGAAUAUCUUCCCUUGAUUUGUUUACUGAGAGGACAUGA
Molecule: messenger RNA, 273 nt
Organism: Linum trigynum
Lineage: Eukaryota; Viridiplantae; Streptophyta; Magnoliopsida; Malpighiales; Linaceae
Source: the annotation of a GenBank genome assembly